Molecule: messenger RNA, 913 nt
Organism: Drosophila innubila
Lineage: Eukaryota; Metazoa; Arthropoda; Insecta; Diptera; Drosophilidae
Product: trypsin delta
Exons: 1
Coding region: 24-806 (260 amino acids)
Biological process (GO): proteolysis
Molecular function (GO): serine-type endopeptidase activity
Source: RefSeq, a predicted model, not a curated record
UUAAAGCACUGAACUCUUUCGUAAUGUCAUCGCGUUUUGGAUUAAUCCUAUUGGGGCUACUGUCCUUGGCAGCUCUGAACAAUGGGGCAUCUAUAAGCACCCACAUCGUAGGUGGCACUGAGACGGAUAUCGCUAAUUAUCCGUACCAGGUCUCCGUGCGUCUCGAGACUUAUAUGCUGCUCCAUAUUUGUGGUGGCAGCAUCUACGCUCCUCGUGUCGUCGUUACGGCUGCCCAUUGCAUUAAGGGUCGCUUCGCCUCCUACAUUCGCAUUGUGCCCGGACAGAAUUCUAUUGCCGAUCUGGACGAGCAGGGUGUGAAGGUAACCAAAUUAAUCUACCACACCGGCUACAAUAAGAAGACCCAUGUGAAUGACGUGGGCUUGAUUAUAACCAGCGAGCCAAUGGCCUACUCCAAUCUAGUUCAACCCAUUGCCCUGGCUGUCGAUUCACCCAAGGCGGGCACGCAUGCCAUUGUCAGCGGUUGGGGCAAGCGCACCGAGAAGGACGAAGCCCUGCCUGCAAUGCUACGUGCCGUUCAAGUUGAAAUAAUGGACACCAACACCUGUGGAGCACAGUACUCUACGAAGGAUUACACCAUCACCGAUGAAAUGUUGUGCGCCGGCGUUGAGGAGGGUGGCAAGGAUGCCUGCCAAGGCGACUCCGGUGGACCAUUGACCGUGGAGGGCAUUCUAGUUGGUAUCGUGUCCUGGGGAGUUGGCUGUGCCCGUGAAGGCUUUCCCGGAGUGUACACCAGUGUACUUCACCACACUGCCUGGAUUGAAGAACAGGCCGCACCUUACCUAUAAGCGAUUAAGUGCAAUAACUUGAUUGGAAGCUGCAAGCGAACAAAAUAAGCGAACAAAUUACAUUUUUAAUUAUACAAAUACUUUUUAAUAAAAUGAGCAUUACAAAA